AUGGUGGACUCAUCAUCAGAUGGUUCAAUUUCCACACGAACAAUUGAUGGAGCACUGGAAUUGUUUGAAAGAAUGGCUACCACUUCAGCCAUGGGGUCCUCUGAGCGAGUGAUUCAGAAGAAGCCUUCGGGUGUCUAUGAGGUAGGUGCAUAUUCAACCAUAUCUGCGAAGAUUGACUCGUUGUUUCACAAGGUAGAAAGCAUAUCACAAACAACACAAAAUAAGAAGAUUAGCUGUGAAGAAUGUGGAGCUGAGCAUAAAACAUCAGAGUGUCCAAUUUUAAUGCAAGGAGUUGAACAGACAGAUUUUGUUCAAUGGGGUCAACGCCAACAAAAUAACCCACAUUCAGAAACCUUCAAUCAAGGGUGGAGAAAACAUCCAAACUUCUCGUGGAGUAAUCAGAAUCAAAACAUACCACAAGUAUAUGGAAGCCAACAACCAGUUUAUGCGAAGGACAAAAGCAACUCUUUAAGACCAAAGUGCAGGGAUCAAGAAUCAAGACCAAAGUGCAGCGAUCAAGAAUUUGGAGACACAAAUGGGACAGAUGGCAAUCUCUAUGACGGACCAGGUGUGACUGUAGAGACAUCCUUCCCUGCUGAAGAUGAGACUGCUGUAAAGGAAUCAACUCCAGGGGAAAAUUCAGAAAAAUCACAGGAUAAGGCCAAGGUUACAGUCAACCCAUACGAGCCUCCAAUUCCCUUUCCACAGCGGUUGAAUAAGCAUAAAAUGGAGCAGCAGUACAAGAAAUUUCUAGAAGUCUUCAAAAAGCUUCAUAUCAACAUCCCACUAGCCGAUGCACUAUUACAAAUGCCCAGCUAUGCAAAAUUUCUAAAAGACAUAUUAUCAAAUAAACGCAAGCUGGAGGAUCAUGAAACAAUAAUGCUAACCGAAGAGUGCAGUGCAAGAAUUCAGAAAAAGCUUCCACCAAAAUUGAAAGAUCCAGGGAGUUUUCACUAUCCCGUGCACAAUUGGUGA
Messenger RNA from Olea europaea var. sylvestris, 975 nucleotides. RefSeq lists its product as uncharacterized. Bases 1 to 975 code for a protein of 324 amino acids. Lineage: Eukaryota; Viridiplantae; Streptophyta; Magnoliopsida; Lamiales; Oleaceae. The transcript has 3 exons. The record is from RefSeq and is a predicted model, not a curated record.